This is a messenger RNA of Leptinotarsa decemlineata (Colorado potato beetle), 995 nucleotides long. Its product is annotated as GMP reductase 1. NCBI's taxonomy places the organism in Eukaryota, Metazoa, Arthropoda, Insecta, Coleoptera, Chrysomelidae. Gene Ontology annotation, cellular component: GMP reductase complex. Gene Ontology annotation, biological process: nucleotide metabolic process. The record is from RefSeq and is a predicted model, not a curated record. Gene Ontology annotation, molecular function: GMP reductase activity.
GGGGGUUUGGGUUACGUCAGAUAAGUCAGCUGAAAGUUAUUUUAAUUCAUUUUUCUGGGUAGCACUCUACUGAAAAAAUGCCCAAUAUCAUAAAUGAAAUUAAAUUAGAUUUCAAAGAUGUUUUAUUGAGGCCUAAAAGAUCGACUAUAAAGAGCAGAAACGAUGUGAAUUUAUAUAGGAAUAUAACAUUUCGGAAUUCAAAACAAACUUACAAUGGCAUUCCUGUCAUGGCGUCGAACAUGGACACUGUCGGAACUUUUCAGAUGGCAAAGGCUCUUUCAAAGCAUGGAUUAUUCACCUGUAUUCACAAAUACUACACCGUCGAAGAGUGGAAGACUUUCGCUUUGGAGAAUACAGAUUGUUUGAAAAAUAUGGCAGCUAGUUCUGGUAUACUUGACGCCGACUUUGAAAGAUUAUCAGAUAUUUUGAACGCCGUUCCAGGACUUUCUUUCGUUUGUCUGGAUGUUGCAAACGGUUAUUCUCAACAUUUUGUUGAGUAUGUGAGAAAAGUCAGAGCUGCUUUUCCUAGUCACACUAUAAUUGCUGGCAAUGUGGUGACUGGAGAAAUGGUGGAAGAAUUGAUAUUAUCUGGUGCUGAUAUUAUAAAAGUCGGAAUUGGUCCUGGAUCUGUUUGCACCACCAGAAUAAAGACGGGAGUGGGUUAUCCCCAAUUAUCGGCUGUGAUAGAAUGCGCUGAUGCUGCGCAUGGCCUUCAAGGACACAUUAUAUCGGAUGGUGGGUGUACAUGUCCAGGGGAUGUAGCCAAAGCCUUCGGGGCUGGAGCAGAUUUUGUGAUGGCCGGUGGGAUGUUUUCCGGUCAUGACCAAUGCGAAGGUGACAUAAUUGAAAAGAACGGCAAGAAAUAUAAACUCUUUUACGGCAUGUCUUCCAGUACGGCGAUGCAAAAACAUGCAGGUAGAAAAACCAUCUUUCGCAAGUGUUUCAAGUUUGUUUCAAAAGUUUCUAUGAGUCUGAUUUAAACUCUAGUAUCUCAG